AUGCCACCAAUUCGUGCUAAAUCCUCGCAUAAACUGACUAGUCAAGAGGGCAAGAUCCUAUUAGCCCUCUCCGAUAUUAAAGAUGGCCGCGUCAAGUCUAUUCGUGCAGCAGCGAAGCUAUACGAAAUUCCGCACAGUACCCUACAUACGCGUGCAUAUGGUGUAGUCUCUAUCAAUGAGAGACGCAACCCCAACCAGAAAUUGACCCAGUUAGAAGAGGAUUCGCUUGCUACAUGGAUACUCUCUAUGGAUUCGCGGGGGGCAGCGCCUAGGCCCUCUACCGUUCGAGAGAUAGCCAAUAUCCUUCUUGCAGCGCGUGGAACUAUCCCUCCCUUAACUGUUAGCGUUAAUUAG
This is a messenger RNA of Penicillium oxalicum, 354 nucleotides long. RefSeq lists its product as uncharacterized. NCBI's taxonomy places the organism in Eukaryota, Fungi, Ascomycota, Eurotiomycetes, Eurotiales, Aspergillaceae. The record is from RefSeq and is a predicted model, not a curated record. Bases 1 to 354 code for a protein of 117 amino acids. The transcript has a single exon. Gene Ontology annotation, molecular function: DNA binding.